CUUGGAGGUACCCGAGCACAGGAGCUCAGCCCGAGCUGCGACGAUGAUGACGACGACGCGAACAACCUUCCCCGCGUGCAGGCCCGGCGCGCACGACGCUCCUUCGUCCGCCCCCCUUUGUUCUUCAUCCCACUGACCCCCGCGCGGGAUGCUGGUCAUUCCCUUCGGCUUUUCUUCCCCAUGCUUUCCUUCACGGCUACUGUAAAUCAUGUUCUCCUGUUAAUCUUGUCUAUAGCUGCUCUUCAUGCGCCCCGCCGGGUCGCUGGCGCCCCAGUAAACGCGACCCUCCGCCUCGACAGCCCGCUCGUCUCCUUCACCCCGGGAUGGCGCGCGGCGACGUUCGCGGGAGAUGGCAGCCAAUUCGCGUUUACGGACGGGCUGAAUGAAGAGGUGCUGAUCACGCUGCCGCCGCAAACAACACAGAUCUUCUACCGAGGCUACAAGGUCGCCGGGGGAGCACUGUUCUUGGCCUGCGUUGACUGUGCCGUGGACGUCGUGAAGGCAGAUCUCGUCGGUGUAAACUCGACUGCCGUCAUCGUCGACGCUCAUGACUCAACGGAGAACGGGACACAACCCGCAGACACGCUCUUUUCUUUCACAGACCUCGACCCAACCAUUGACCAUGUUCUUCGUGUCUUCAAUUUGGAGGAUCCUGCGUUUAAUAAUUCCAGCCAGGCCACUUUCGACUCGUUGAUCAUCACCACUGACCCCCAAGGUCAAGCGAGUGGGAACGCGACGGCGACGUCUACCGUCGUGAUCGUCGUGCCGAAUCUACCAACCUUGACUGUAACUGCCACUGAAUCGGCGAGCACUGGUACGGACUCUUCGACUACUACGGCACCCCCAGUGAAUGGUCCGAUUGCGACUGGGACCGGCACCACCGCGACUACGACUGCGACGACCGCGACCGCGACAGCAACCAGUGCGGGGCUCCCCGGGGCGACUAUCACCGCCAAUCCGCCGCCAUCUGGUUCAACGAGUGCGGGAGUUACGACCACGGGUACCACCAACAGUGGCACUGCUACGCAAACAGGGACUACUCCCGCAACCACCACAAGUGGCGUCUCUGGAACCACCGCCAGCACGCAGUCGACUGGUGUCAAUCCCACUGGUACGCAGACGACCGCUACUUCCCAACCCGGUCAGCCUGGUACCAGCACCUCCGCACCAACUGAUCCUUCCGGUACGGGUACCACUGGGACAAGCACCGUCACUAGUAGCAACCCACCGAACGGGUCGCCCCAGUCCACCCCAGGCGGUAACCCGUCAAACGGAGCCACUCAGACCACUGCGGGCGGCGGCACGGCCACCGGUGCCGGCGCCACACAGUCCACAGGCGACAGCAACCCCACAGGAGACAGCACGCCCUCGCCCUCGAUCUCCGCCGUCUUCUCCGGCUCACCCGCCAAUCCGACCGGCAUGAUGAUGGCCAGCCCCGCCCCCAACUCCAACACCAGCGGGGCGAGCACGGGGAUCUCCAAGCCGGUCAUCAUCGCGAUCGCGGUCGUCGUCUCGCUCAUCGUGCUCGCGCUCCUCGGCGCGGUCCUCUACGUGCUCGUCCGGAACCGCGGCGGGCCUCCUGGGGGGGAUAAGGAGGGCCAGGCGGGGCUGAUGCGGGAGACGACGGCGACGCCCCCAACGAUGGUCUCCGCCCCAGUGCCCGUCGCGUUCGCCCCGAUGAGGCCGCAGAACCCGUUCGCGGACACGGUCUCGGCGGACAUCCCGCUCGAUGAGCCGAUCGUGGGCGCAGCGGCGUUCGAGGAAGCCUAUGAAGUCGACGAGGUCCUCGCGCAACCGCAGCCCCGUCCCCCACCGCCUCCCAUUCCGCCGAAGAGUCCCUUGAGGGGAACGUUCAUCAACGGCCAAUACGGCAGUCCUCGGAAUUCACCAUGGCUCAGUCGAGUGCCGCGAAACUCUACCUCCACACCCCCUUCUUGAUGGCACGGACCAUGCUAGCUAGCUCCCUGUCCCUGCUCGGCAGUCGUUGUAUCUCUUAUUACUUACUUACCGUAUUCUUUCUUGGACCCCGCUCUCGCGCUCACACCUGCUGUAUCGAUCGUUCCGACACACAAACAAC
Molecule: messenger RNA, 2077 nt
Organism: Trametes versicolor FP-101664 SS1
Lineage: Eukaryota; Fungi; Basidiomycota; Agaricomycetes; Polyporales; Polyporaceae
Exons: 6
Coding region: 181-1938 (585 amino acids)
Source: RefSeq, a predicted model, not a curated record